CCAGGCGCCGGGCGGCACGUUGGCCGAGCCUUCGGCGGGCUUUCUCGGUGGAGGUGGGAAACAUGGCUAUGGCCAGCGAUUUCUACCUGCGCUACUAUGUAGGGCACAAGGGCAAGUUCGGACAUGAGUUCCUGGAGUUCGAGUUCCGGCCGGACGCAGUUUUUGCUGUUAUAGAUUGAAUUUUUUUCCACUCCCCACAGGAAAGCUUAGAUAUGCCAACAAUAGCAAUUACAAAAAUGAUGUCAUGAUCAGAAAAGAGGCUUAUGUACACAAGAGUGUAAUGGAAGAACUGAAGAGAAUUAUUGAUGACAGCGAAAUUACAAAAGAAGAUGAUGCUUUGUGGCCUCCCCCUGACAGGGUUGGCCGGCAGGAGCUUGAAAUUGUAAUUGGAGAUGAGCACAUUUCUUUUACUACAUCAAAAAUAGGUUCUCUUAUUGAUGUAAAUCAGUCAAAGGAUCCAGAAGGCCUUCGAGUAUUUUACUAUUUGGUACAGGACCUGAAAUGUUUAGUUUUUAGUCUUAUUGGAUUACAUUUUAAGAUUAAACCGAUCUGAAUUAUGUUUUUGAAGCUAUUUUUAUAUUUAAUUAAGGGAUGAAUAAGGGAGGGUUUAUUUGUCAUUUAUAAUAUUGGGAUUUUUAUUAAUGUGAAGCAAACAUAUUUUUUUUGUAUGCGAACUGAAAAUAAGAAAAAUACAUAAACAGUACUUUUACUGUGUCCAAGAGAGUUGGACAGUCCCCACACACAUUGACUUCUGUAAAUAAAAGCCACCUCUUGUUGAAAUUUUGCUUCAAUAAAGCUUACCAACCUG
Pipistrellus kuhlii (Kuhl's pipistrelle) is the source of this 808-nucleotide messenger RNA. It is a transcript of the gene MAGOHB, whose product is annotated as mago homolog B, exon junction complex subunit. Gene Ontology annotation, cellular component: catalytic step 2 spliceosome; nucleus; exon-exon junction complex. Gene Ontology annotation, biological process: RNA splicing. The record is from RefSeq and is a predicted model, not a curated record. The transcript is spliced from 5 exons. NCBI's taxonomy places the organism in Eukaryota, Metazoa, Chordata, Mammalia, Chiroptera, Vespertilionidae. The coding region runs from base 245 to 553 and encodes 102 amino acids.